CAUAUAUUGUUUCCCAAUAUAUAGAUACUGCAAUCUCCAUCCUAUGUAGAAAAUUAAAUUAAGAGAGAAGAAAUGGCAAGAGUAGUAGGAGAAGGAGUGAGUCUUAACCAUAUAGCUAUAGAGUCAUCCGACAUAAAAAGAUUGACCAAAUUUUACAAAGAAAUGUUUGGAUUUGAGGAAGUUGAGACCCCCAACUUUGGAGAUAAUCACUUCAAAAUUGUAUGGAUGAGCCUUCCUUCUUCUUCCUUUCUUCUCCACAUCUUACAACGUGUCAAAAACAAGGAGGACGAUGCUACACCAUCGUCAUCCGUUGUUAAAGACCCGUCUUGUGUCCGUACAGGCCAACAUCUAUGCUUCACCAUCUCCAAUUUUCAUUCCUUUAUCCAAACUCUCAAGGAGAAGGGUAUUGAGAUUUUUGAGACUAAUAGCACUAUCAAACGAGUUUUCUUUUACGACCCCGAUGGUAAUGGCUUGGAAGUUGUAAGCUCCUAAUUAGUUAGUUUGAUGUUUGCAUGCAUAUGUGUAAUGCAUGAUAAUAAUUAAUAAGAUCUGGAUUGGGUACAAUCUGCAUCUAUGACCGACUGUAUGUGCAGUAAGUAAGAUUAAGACCGUUUGAUCGAGACCGAAUGAUAAUACUUAAAAUGUGAGAUUUUGAUUGAUGGUGAUUGUUACUUGUGAUUUUCUGUAGCGUUUGUAUUGAGCAAUAUAUGUUUAAUCCAAGAGAAUAUGAAAGUUGACACCACCAACUAUAUGGACAUAUUUCAUUUUGUUGCUGUUUGUAUGUUUUAAGUAAUGAACUAUUUUGGUUUCUAAUU
Molecule: messenger RNA, 815 nt
Organism: Trifolium pratense (red clover)
Lineage: Eukaryota; Viridiplantae; Streptophyta; Magnoliopsida; Fabales; Fabaceae
Exons: 3
Coding region: 73-492 (139 amino acids)
Source: RefSeq, a predicted model, not a curated record